CCUCGCUGGGACCGCGGGCACUGGAUGGGAGCCUGGCUUCUGCGGCGACGUACCCCUCAUGCAGCCCCCGGCGCGCUCCUAACACCCGACCUUCCCCAUCCAUUUCUAUUGACCGAGGAGGCCUCAGCUGGGGCCGCGAGGCUCCCUCCCCCGCGCUCUCUCAGCGGUUCAGGCGCAGCCUCCCAGGCGCUGCGCUUGGCUGCGGGCAGGCCUCAGCCAGGCGCUUCCCGCAGCGCGGGGCCGGGCCUGCGUGCGCCUGCUCUGGGGGCCGGGGCGGGCGAGGAGACGUGGCGGCGUUGGGUUCGCUUGUGUGCGGCAGCCGCCCCCAGCCGUCCCGCCCCAGGAGCCCCUGACAGGCCGCGGGUAGGGAGACGUGUGCGAGCGCCAGCGGCCCGGUCUCGCCCGUCCGCCCCUCCCCGCCCCGGGCUGGGAGGUGAUGUCGUUAUGCGGAGGCUCCGGCCACUCCGCUGCCCCUCGGCCCCGGCCCUGGCCCCGUGCUGCCCAGAUGUCCCGGAGACCCGAGCUGGUGUGCGGAGCUGCUAUCGUGCUGGGCUGCGCCCUCCUGGUCACCCUCAAAGUCACCUGCAGCCGAGCAAAAGAUGUAACAAUGGCAGCGAAGGUUCCAGUUAAUUUCUUCUCCUCAAGAUCUCCAGUCCUUGAUCUUUUUCGGGGGCAACUGGACUAUGCAGAUUACAUUCGCCAAGAUUCUGAAGUUGUACUGUAUUUUUUCUAUGCCCCAUGGUGUGGACAGUCCAUUGCAGCAAGGGAAGAAAUUGAACAAGUGGCAAGCAGAUUGGCAGACCAGGUGCUGUUUGUGGCAGUUAACUGCUGGUGGAACCAGGGGAAAUGCAGGAAACAGAAACAUUUCUUUUAUUUUCCUGUGAUAUAUUUGUACCAUCGGAGUUUUGGACCAAUUGAAUACAAAGGCCCUAUGAGUGCUGUUUAUAUUGAAAAGUUUGUUCGCCGGGUGAUGACACCACUACUCUACAUCUCGUCUCGAUCAAAAUUACUAGAUUUCCUCUCAAAUUAUGAGCCUGGAGUUCUAGGAUAUUUUGAGUUCAAUGCUUCACCUCAGCCUCCUGGUUAUUUGAUAUUCUUCACAUCAGCAUUACAUUCAUUAAAGAAAGAUUACCUUGGAACAAUACACUUUGGAGUGAUCACGGAUAAGCAAAUUGCAAAGGAGAUCUCAUUGAUGCGCUCGGGAAGUGUGUACCUUCAUAGACAUGUCAACACUUCGCUUAUCUAUCCAAAUGAAGUCAUGAACUACACAGCUGAGAAUAUUUGCAAGUGGGCUCUAGAAAACCGAGAGACAUUUAUACGUUGGUUGAGACCACAUGGAGGAAAAAGCCUUCUACUAAACAAUGAACUGAAGAAGGGACCAGCCCUUUUCUUAUUUAUACCCUUCAAUCCCUUAGCAGAAAGCCAUCCUCUUUUAGAUGAAAUUACCAAAGUGGCCUUGGAAUACAACAACUGUAAUAAAAGCCAGGCAGCUGAACCUGUUCUUCAGCACUUGAGAGAUGCAAAUUCACCAGAUUUUGAGUCCAUUGUACCCCAUGCGCGAACACAAGUUGCAGACACAUACUCCAUCACAAAGUACCCAUGCUGCAACACGGUGGUGCUCCCUCAGUGGCACUCGAUCUCUAGGACUCACAAUGUCUGUGAGCUUUGUGUCAACCAGACCGUUGGGGUCAAACCAAGUAAAGUCAAUGUACCACAGUGUAACUUUUUAGAGAUAGAAGCAGCUUUGGACUCUUUCUACCUCAAGGAACAUACAUUUUUCCAAUUUGUAUCAAAUACCAUAGAAUGCAGCAAUUUCCUAAGUUUCUAUAGUCCUUUUAGCUACUACACUGCAUGUUGCAGGACAGUAAAUAGGGGUCUGAUAAAUUUAAUUAGUUCUGAAAAGACCAUAUUUCAGACCCCUAAAGUAGCAUUUUCUUCCAAUGGGAAGAAAGGUAAGGAUGAUACCCAUCAUUCUGUUCCUCACAUUGAGGAUAGGAAUUGUUUUACUUCUGAUCUUUGUGUUAAUGGCACUCACGUUACUGGCCUGAGCUGCAGGACCAACAAGACCUUGAAUUUCUAUCUACUGGAUUCAAAUUUGUUUUGGAUGUAUGCGGAGAGACUCGGAGCAUCAAGAUCUACUCAUGUGAAGGAAUUUGCUGCCAUUGUUGAUCUGAAGGAAGAGGCACACUAUAUCUUGGAUCAGAAUCAAACACUUAUAAAAUCAACUCUAGAGAACUUCAUUCAAAACUUCAGCAUUCUCUACAGUCCCUUGAAAAGGCAUCUUGUUGGCGACUCUUCAGUUCAUUUUCCUGCACAGCACAUAAUCACCGAAGUGACUACUAAUACCUUUCGUGAUGUGGUGGUUUUGAGUGAAAAGGAUGUCUUGCUGCUCUAUUAUGCGCAAUGGUGUGGAUUCUGUGCUUCUCUUAAUCACAUCUUUAUCCAACUAGCACGCCUUCUGCCUCCAAAUAACUUCACUGUGGCAAGAAUUGAUGUCACUCGAAAUGAUCUUCCAUGGGAAUUUAUGACGGAUCGUCUCCCAACCAUUUUGUUUUUUCCUUAUAACAGAUUUUCAAAAAUGAAGGACCAAGGACUACCUUUCAACUACUUUGAUAACAUUGAGUUAGGAGGCUUAUACCUCUGUCAGAAUUGUUUAAGCAGAAUGAAAGUUGCCUUUAGAUGUAAGAUAUAUUAUCAGCUUGUAGGACACUAAGACUUUAAUUGCACCUGCAAAUUAAAUGUCAACACUACUGCCCUUCCCCCCCAUACUAAGAGUCACCUCUUCAGCCCCAUUUCCUGAGGAAGCAUGUAUUUAAGCCCUACAGUUUACCUUGAAGGGUGUUAAAGUUGGGUUUUUCUGAACUAGAAUGGGUGAGCAAAAGCAAGUUCCAGAGCAGAGAAACAUCAUUUCCCCCCUCAAACAAGUCUAGGGAUUCUUAGUAACCUUAACAGAUCAACUGAGGGGCUAGAGUACAACAAAUGAGGUAGCCCCUUUACUAUAGGCAGGAUUCUGAUGACUAGAAAACAGAUCUAAUACUGUCUUGAAUUAUAGAUAUGUAACCUGCCUGCCUCUGUAGUCCAGGGACCAGUUAUAAAAUGCUCCAGCAAUGGUUUGCUUGAUCAGCCAUUAAGCCAUACUGAAUUAAGUGAUGUCUGAGUGGUGUAGGUGGUGAUAGAUGCUAGAUAAGUAGCUUUCAAAUAAGUGGACAAUUCUGACAGAAGGGGUAUAGAUCUACUGUAAUUCAUUAUAAGUUUGGGCCUCAACAUUUUGAGGUAGUGAUGGAAAAAUUAGUUCCCAUCCUGUUGGGUACAGUAAGUCUUAAAUUUUGCUUGCAACACUACUGAGUCUAAGCUUCCAGAAUUGUAUGCAUGGUAUUCUAGUGGUAGGAAGGGCACGCUGUAGUUUGGGGGGCAGGGGGAGAGAGAGAAGCUGCUUUUGAAGAAAUGCCUUUGAGGGAGUAGUAGUCUUGGACAAGAGAUUUUGGCUAGUGCAUGCAUCAAGUAAAACUUAAGACAAGUUUACUAGAGGAAAACUGGCAUCAAGUCUGUUUGAAAAUCAAGUUUUUUACAAGGAGAUAUUGUGAAGUCAAGCUCUGUCCCAUGUUAUAUACUAAAUCAGUUUUAGCCAUCUUCCAACCUCUAUUUGUUUUCACCAAAUAAUAGGAUGACAAAAUAGAAGCUAUUGCUUGCUAAAAUGACAUCGGUUUCUGAAGUAUUAGUUGUUAAUGUAACUAUGCUCUAAAGCCAUCAGUAUUGGUAGCAGAUACUGACAGCUUUAGAAUGCUUCUUGCUGAGUGAAAGUAGUGUAGUGUUGGUUCAGAAUACUUAGUGUAAACUUUUUUCUUCCUCUACUUUGUUAAUGGAGUCUUCAGUGGUAUUGGCAUGAGGAUGAAGAUGAGAUCUAUAACUGGCUUAUCACUGUAUUCAUGUUAACUUAAAGUACUGUUUAAGUAGUGUUGCAUUGCAAAAAACUAAAGAUUUUUUUUUUUAAAACCUCAAAUUGUGAUUUAUUACCUCUCUGAAGUCAGGAAAGAAACUUAAUGAGGUUUAUCUAAUGAAACUGAAAGCAUACAGCUACUAGCAGGCUGUGUCCUAAUGUGGAGAAUUAAUUUUUGGAAGCAUGAAAAAAAAAAAUCAGCUAUCUUAAUUUGCCCCUCCACAAUGUAGGUGUAGGUUAUAUUAUGGAAAAAGGCAUAAGGAUUCUCUUGCUUAAAAUUAUGUGUACAGAAUGGUAGUUAAAUAGAAGUGAGCUCUACAAAUUUAAUUUUCAUAUCUGCUGUUUAAGAUCUAAACCAAAUUACAGUGUUCAGACAAAUAGCCAAAGACAUUUGAAAUGCACUAAUCUACCUGUAUG
Molecule: messenger RNA, 4354 nt
Organism: Mauremys reevesii (Reeves's turtle)
Lineage: Eukaryota; Metazoa; Chordata; Testudines; Geoemydidae
Gene: TXNDC11
Product: thioredoxin domain containing 11
Exons: 12
Coding region: 437-2713 (758 amino acids)
Source: RefSeq, a predicted model, not a curated record